AUGGAAUCCAGGAUGAGAAAACGAGGAUCCCAGCAAAUUGAGAGCACUGGGUCUAGUGUCUUUAUCUCUGACGAUUCGACCCUGCUGCAGAAAACCAAGACGCGAGUACUGCUUCUCUUUGAGGAACUCCCAGAGUGGGCAAAGGAUAAUGAGUAUAUUCUCUCCGGUUGGAGACCUGAGACAAAUUCCUACUGGGAAUGCUUCAAGAGCAUGGGAUAUAUCCACAACGAAUCAGGCAACAUAUACACUCAUUUCUUCGCAACCGUAUGGAUGGUUAUUUUAGGGUCAUGGUGGAAUGGAUAUGCAAACGAGUGGUAUCCAGCUACCAAUUCUGAUGAUGCCAUUAUUUUUUGUCUUUUCUUUCUAGGCGGAACUGCCUGUUACAUUCUUUCAACAGUUUACCAUCUAUUUUCAAACCAUUCGCAUGCAACUUAUCUCCUUUGCUUGAAGCUUGACUUCCUCGGAAUCCUUGUUGUCAUUGCAGGGAGUUUUCCACCAGGACUCUGGUACACUUUUCCAUGCGCUUCACGCCAAUUGAAAUUUACAUGGAUUGCGGUUGACCUUAUCGCUCAAUUCUGCGCCGCCUUGCUAGCUCUUUUCUCGAAAUCCUUCCAGGCUCCCAAAAUGCGACCCCUCCGUGGAUUAGUAUUUUCUUCUAUGGCAUCUUCGGCAUUUUAUCCUAUUAUUAUAAAGAUUUCGCAAGUCGGCUGGACGCAGGCGAACUCUGAGUACGGAGCUUCGUUGUACGGCUUUGCUAUUAUCAUCUAUUUAUGCUCUGUAACAAUUUAUGCACUGCGAGUUACAGAGGGCUGGAAACCUGGAUACUUUGACAUUUGGGGCCAUUCCCAUCAGCUAUUUCAUGUAGGUAUAACAAUUGGCCUUACAGUACAUUUCUUGGCCUUCUUCAGGGCCGUUGAUCAAUUUUACAUUGUUAAGCAUGGCCAAUGCCCAGAUUAA
Botrytis sinoallii is the source of this 957-nucleotide messenger RNA. RefSeq lists its product as uncharacterized. The coding region runs from base 1 to 957 and encodes 318 amino acids. Gene Ontology annotation, molecular function: signaling receptor activity. The transcript has 3 exons. Gene Ontology annotation, cellular component: membrane. The record is from RefSeq and is a predicted model, not a curated record. Lineage: Eukaryota; Fungi; Ascomycota; Leotiomycetes; Helotiales; Sclerotiniaceae.